Molecule: messenger RNA, 1278 nt
Organism: Daucus carota subsp. sativus
Lineage: Eukaryota; Viridiplantae; Streptophyta; Magnoliopsida; Apiales; Apiaceae
Exons: 10
Coding region: 54-890 (278 amino acids)
Source: RefSeq, a predicted model, not a curated record
AUACAUAAUAAAAAACUUUACAAGCCGAAGCUUGAGGAGCUGAGUGCAGAGAGAUGGGGAAGAUUAAAGUAAUCAAGACCCAUGUUUCUCUCUUCCUGAUCCUCCUCUUUCAGGCUUCAAUACCGGUUUUUUCAAUUUCUGAGCCUUCCAACCAGGCUCAAGAAGAAGACGCAGCUUCAAGGGUUCAUAGACACAAUGAAGAGAACGCUGAUGAAGUGCAUUGUUCCAGAAAAAGAAGCCGGGCUGCUUGGAAAAUCACUGAGGAGUAUUUGAUGCCAUUUGUAGAACGAGAAAAGUACCAGCUCUCUCAACAUUGCAGGCUUCACCCUGACAAUGAUAUCUUCAGAGAUCAGGAGCAGAAUAAGAUUCAUGUGGACAUAAAUGAAUGGCGCUGUGGAUAUUGCAGGAAAAGCUUUCGAUCAGAGAAAUAUCUUGAUCAGCAUCUUGGCAACAGACACUCCAAUCUUCUUAAUACUAGUCACAGCAAGUGCUUGGCAGAUCUGUGUGGAGCUCUGCAUUGUGACCUUGUGAUGGACACAAAGUCUCGAAAGAGCAAAUGCAAUCCUGCAGCUGCUGCAAGGAACAAGCACUUGUGUGAGGGCCUUGCUGACAAGUGUUUCCCUGUAAAUCAUGGUCCCUCAGCUCAUCGACUUCAUGAAAUUUUCCUGCGUCAAUUUUGUGAUGCACACACUUGCUCAGGAGGGCACAAACCAUUUUCUAGGGGUGGCAAGAAGCAUACAAGCAUAUUUUACCUCGCUAUUUCAAUAUUAACCUUGAUGCUGGUCCCUCUCUUCUAUGUUAUUGUUUAUUUGUACCAAAGAGAAAUGAGAAAGGAUAGCCAAGCAUUUAAACGCAUCUCACGACGGGGACAAAAGCCAAAGCCGUCUUAGUUGCAUCUUUGCCAUCUGAUUCUGCCCAGCAUCUUUGCCACUUGACUAAAUCGCUUCAGAGAUUGAGGUCUAUAUGAGCAUGAAGAUCUCUUCCAAUUGAAAGUUGAACGAUCCUGAAAGUCCUCUCAGUCAAAGAUUUUGUGCCAUAGAUGACCUGUAUUAGAUAGUUGUAACUGUUGUUGUAUAAUAGAGUUGAUAAUUUAGUUUCGAUCGAUACACACUCAGUCAUUUAUACUACACUGGUGUAACGGUGUUCAUUCCCAACUUUCAUCGCUAGCAUGUAACCUUAUGGUAGCUUUCAGAACUUACAAGUCUGUUUCUACAAAAAUCGGCGAGAGUGUAAUUUCUAAUUUAUCUGUAUGAAAAAAAAAUGGGAAUUUUACAGUCA